Anastrepha obliqua is the source of this 10456-nucleotide messenger RNA. It is a transcript of the gene rhea, whose product is annotated as talin-1. The transcript is spliced from 13 exons. Gene Ontology annotation, cellular component: ruffle; focal adhesion; plasma membrane. Gene Ontology annotation, biological process: cell-cell adhesion. Gene Ontology annotation, molecular function: integrin binding; structural constituent of cytoskeleton; actin filament binding. Lineage: Eukaryota; Metazoa; Arthropoda; Insecta; Diptera; Tephritidae. The coding region runs from base 361 to 6855 and encodes 2164 amino acids. The record is from RefSeq and is a predicted model, not a curated record.
CGCAAUCACUGUAAAUGGGCGUAUGUGUGUUUUUCUAUUCCCCAACAAUGGAGUGAAUUCUUCAAAGGCGUUUAUUUAUUGAUAUUUAAGAUACUUUAAACGUGUUGUAUUUCAAAAUACAUAUUCCUCACAUCGAAAGUUAACAAAGAUAAUCAAAACGAACGACCUCAAUAUCGCAAUUUUUACAACUAUCGAAAUCUAUAACUUCCUGCUUUAAUCAAGUGCCUUUUACAACUAAGUCUAUAAUUUUAUUAUCGAAAAACGCAAAAAUCAACAUCAUUAACAGUAACAGCAUAGUCAGCAGACAUAUUCACAUCUACACGCAUAGAAGAAAAAGUGACGACAGCGAUAAGUGUAAAAAUGUCAACACUAUCGUUGCGUAUUCAGCUAGAGGGCGGCCGCGUCACAAAGACAAUACAAUUCCAUCCGAAUACGACAGUAUUUGAUGCCUGCAAAAUUAUCCGGGAUAAAUUCGCCGAAGCUGUUCAGGGACAACCCAGCGAAUAUGGUCUAUUUAUAUCGGAUGAGCAGCACCAACAGGGUGUUUGGCUGGAGGCCGGCCGCACACUCGGCUAUUACAUUCUCCAUAAUCAGGACACCCUAGAAUACCGGCGCAAAUUGCGCACUUUGCGGGUUCGUAUGUUAGAUGGUGCCGUGAAGACGAUACUGGUUGACGACUCGCAGCCGGUGUCGCAGCUAAUGGUGGUCAUUUGCACAAAGAUCGGCAUUACCAAUCACGAGGAGUAUGGCUUGGUGCGUGAGGAUACCGAAGCGCAGAAUGAGAAUCUGCCGGAUAAUAAGUUUGGCACAUUGACAUUGCGUCGAAAAUUCACCGAAAAAGAUCGCGAUGCAAAAAUGGAAAGUCUACGCAAAAAGCUGAAAACCGACGAUGAAAUCAAUUGGGUGGAUGUCGGCAAAACUCUACGCGAACAAGGCAUAGAUGAAUCGGAAACGGUUUUGCUGCGUCGUCGCUUCUUCUUCUCGGAUCAAAAUAUUGACUCACGUGACCCGGUACAAUUGAAUUUGUUGUACGUGCAGGCACGUGACGCCAUUCUAGAUGGCACGCAUCCAGUGACACAGGAAAAAGCGUGUGAAUUCGCUGGCAUCCAAGUGCAUAUACAAUUUGGGCCUCACAAUGAAGCAAAGCAUAAGCCUGGAUUUUUAGAUUUAAAGGACUUCUUGCCGCAGUCCUAUGUGCGUGUGAAGAACAUUGAAAAGAAAAUAUUUGCUGAGCACAAGAAACACGUUGAUCUUACAGAAAUCGACGCCAAGGUGUUGUAUACGAAAACGGCACGUGAGCUGCCUACCUAUGGCGUGACUUUCUUCUUGGUGAAGGAAAAAAUGAACGGUCGCAAUAAGUUGGUGCCGCGUCUGCUGGGCGUGACGAAGGAUUCGGUAUUACGUUUGGAUGAACGUACUAAGGAGAUUUUAGUUUCAUGGCCAUUGACGACAGUACGCCGUUGGGGCGCCUCGCCGAAUACCUUCACUUUGGAUUUUGGUGAUUACGCCAACCAAUACUACUCGGUGCAGACGACGGAGGCCGAGCAGAUUGUGCAAUUGAUAGCUGGUUAUAUAGAUAUUAUUUUGAAGAAGAAGCAGACCAAAGAUCAUUUUGGCAUCGAGGGUGACGAGGGCUCCACUAUGGUGGAAGAGUCAGUUGCGCCCUCAAAGGCAACAUUUUUGCAGCAUGAAACAAAUAAAAUUGGUAAAAUCAAUACUGAGUCACUGGCACACCCGGAAAUUCUACGUGCAUCAGAUGGCGAAAGAAAAUAUACGCAAGGUGAAAUGCAAUCAGUUCAAUAUGGAGCCUUCGUUGGGCAAGUCAACCACGCUCAUCAACCACCAACGACGAAGGAAGUGCGCAUAAGUACUGUAAAUCUCACAGAACCGCAGCGUGCGCUGCUUGGCUAUAUCUCGGCUGGUCAAGACGUCUUGAUGCGUGCUGACGAAGAGCUUAGAACUAAGGCCCCAAUACAAGAAUUAGGCACUGACUUGCGGUCAAUCGAGUGGCGUGAGAAUACUUUGGAUACUUCUAAGCAAGCUGUUACUAGUCACGUUGCUACUAUGAACGCGGCUACCGCACAAAUUAUAACAGCUUCUCAAUUCGAUGAGGUCGACACAGAGGCCAUCUCCGCUUCGGUUUCACAAAUAACGCAAACAAUUCCGGAAGUUACUAAAGAGGUACGUCUGAUCGCUGCUCUGAUGGAGGAUAGCAACAAUGGCGAUCGAUUGCUUGAUGCAGCCCGUAAUUUGUGCAAUGCUUUCAGCGAUUUGCUGAAGGCCGCCGAGCCAGAGAGUAAAGAACCUUCCCAGAGUCUUAUCAACGCCGCCAGUCGUGUAGGCGAAGCAACAACUCACGUGCUUAGCACAAUCGCUGAAGAAGAAGUGCCAGAGAAUCGCGAUUUGCAUGAUAUGCUCUUGAGCUUGGCCAAGGCAGUGGCAAAUACAACUGCUGCUUUGAUGUUGCGCGCCAAAUCGAUUGCUGCCAGCUGUGAAGAUGAAGAGUCACGUAAUCGCGUUAUUGGUGCUGCCAGUCAAUGUGCUUUGGCUACCAGUCAACUGGUCGCGUGUGCAAAAGUCGUGGCUCCUACUCUGCAUAAUGCUGCUUGCCGAGAGCAGCUGGAAGCCGCUGCCCGCAAUGUAGCGCGAGCUGUUAACAAUCUGUGUGAAGUGUGUAACGAUGCAACCACCGAUCCGAAAUUGAAAAAUGAUUUACUUGCUGCUGCGCGUGAUGUCUCGAAGAGUUUGAGUGAUAUGCUGGACCAUGUGAAGUUGAGCUCACGCGAAUACGCUAUUCGCACAAGUCAGGAGAUGAGUCCGGUGGAGAAUGUGAUUAUUGGUACUGACAUAUUGGUUGCAUCCAAUGACGCGCAGGAGAUGGUUCGUCAUGCCAAAACACUAGGUCAAGCAACAGCCCAAUUGAUACAGAGCAUUAAGGGCGAGGCGGAUCAACAGAAAGACGAAGAUAUGCAGCGUCGCUUACUUUCGGCUGCCAAGCAACUGGCAGAUGCUACGGCAAAACUUGUCGAAGCGGCUCGUCUCUGUUCGGGUAAUCCACAAAACACCGAGAAUCAGAACGCCUUGCGACGUGCUGCUGAAGAACUGCGUGAAAUUACCACCACGGCGGCUAAUACGCCAGCCAUAAAACGAAACCUAAUCCAUCGUCUAGAAUACUGUUCAAAGCAGGCCGCUUCGGCGGCUACUCAGUGUAUAUCAGCCGCACAAAAUGCGGUGCAGCAUAGCGACGACCAUCAAACCAAGGAACAACUGCUGCAAGACUGUAAACGCGCAGCCGACACAAUUCCACGUCUUGUUACCUCGGUGAAGACAACGCGAUCGAGCCCAGAUGAUCCAAAUGCGCAGCUGAAUCUAAUAGAAGCUGCUGAACAAUUCAUUGAGCCUGCCAUACAAGUAUCGCGUUCGGCACGAGCUCUACAACCGACUGUUACGGAUAUCCCGUCGGCUACUCAGCUCUCAAAAAGUGCCUUAUACCUGGGUCAAACCGUGUCUGAGUUGAACUCGGCGGCCCAGCGUGCUCGAGAAGCCUGUGGCGGUCAGGAAUUGGAAUCGGCCUUGGAGGCGGUGCGUAACUUACACAACGUUCUGGAUGACACUCGCAAGGCAGCGCAAUCAGGCAGCAUUCGCCCACUUCCUGGGGAGACUAUCGAAAACACUGCUCAACAGUUGCGAGUAUCCGCUAAAAAUGUAGGGCUUGCGCUUAGACAGCUGCUGUCGUCAGUUAUACAAGAGCAACGUAGGUAUGCUGGAGUGGCUGGCCGCGACACUGCCUUGGCACUCGGGGAUUUCACAAAAAGUGUUCAUGGUGUAGCUGCAACAACGAAGAAUCCUACAGUAAUUGACUGUGCCGACGAGGUGGUACUGCAUUCGGCUCGCUUGAUUGAAGAAGCACAGCGCACAUUGCAAAAUGUCGGCAGCACAGAUGCAUUGACUCAAGCUGGACGUGAUGUUACUGCAGCUAUUUCGAAGACAGUCGACUGCAUACCUGGUCAACGUGAAGUGGACAAUGCUCUGCGCAAUGUAAGUGAAUUGAGUGAGAUACUGUCAAUGAGUGAAUUCCCACCAUCGGAUCGUAACUACAAUACGUUGCAAUCGGAGCUGAAGCAGGUGGCAGAAGGGCUUAGUGUGGCCAGUGGGCACAUUGUGCAGGCUUAUGAUAGUCCCGCACAGCUAGCAGAUAGAAGCCAGAACUUUGCAGCAAACUAUCGCGAUCUUUUAGCUGUCUCAAUGGAGAUGGCCGGCCAGACGCAGGAUGAAGUGGUGCGUUCAGAAAUGAUUGAUCGGCUUCGUAACGUCUCGACGCAAUCCUGCUCUUUGCUAUCUACUGCGAAGUCAAUCGCUGCCGACCCGGGACAACCAAAUGCGAAGAAUCUAUUACACGCAGCAGCACGGAGCGUCACCGAAAGCAUAAACAAACUUGUCGACGCCAGCAUACAGUCGGCACCUGGGCAAAAAGAGUGUGACAAUGCGAUGCGCAAUAUCGAGGGGCUCCGAGUAAUGCUCGAAUACCCACAUGAACCAAUCAAUGAACAAGGCUAUUUCGAAUGCGUUGAAAAUGCGACUAAUAAGUCACGCAAUCUGGGUUAUGCCAUUUCGGAAAUGAUUAAUAAUGCCAAACAGUCGAACCACGUUGGCUUUGGUCAAUCGGUAAACACCGUCGCAGAAUCAAUUCACGGCUUAAUUGAAUCAUCUGCACAGGCAGCCUACUUGAUAGGAGUGUCGCACCCGAGCAGUGUGGCUGGGCGACCAGGCAUCAUUGAUCAGGCCCAAUUAACCUGGGCAUAUCAAGGUAUCCGUCAGCACUGCGACAUCGUUAGCAGUGCCAAGUCAACGAAGCAGCAAAAGAUUUCGGCACUAACAAUAAUCGCCAAGCAUACCAGUUAUUUGUGCUCUAUAUGUCGUCAGGCCAGCAUGAAUACUAACAAUCCGGUGGCAAAGAAUGAGUUUAUUGUGUUGGCCAAGCAGGUUGCCACAGCCACAUCGAACUUAGUGCAGGAGAUAAAGGGCAUUGACGAUGAGCCUUCGACACCAACACGUGCUCGUCUUGUGGAGCCAUUACUAGAGUCUGUGAAAGCAGUGAGGCAAUAUGCUUCCAGCCCCGAAUUCAUUUCUGUGCCUGCUAAAAUCUCAGCAGAGGGGCGGAAGGCGCAAGAGCCUGUUAUUAAUGCGGGACGCGGUGUGAUCGACGGUGUAAUAGAAAUGGUAAAAGCUGCAAAAUCAUUGGCACUGUCACCCGACGAUCCUCCAGUGUGGCAGCAGCUUUCGAAUGCCUCUGCUCCCGUUUCCGAGUCUGUGAAACGUUUGGUGGAUAACAUCCGCGAAAAAGCACCCGGCCAAGCACAAUGCGAGCAAGUGUUGCACACACUGAACACAUGCACUCGUGAAUUGGAUAGCUGUGCAAUGGCCGUGAGCGCUCAGGGACUAAGUCAACGCCGCGAUAAUAAUCUGCACGGGUUCAGUGGCCAGACAUUAAACUCUGCAGCUGAGCUAAUUGAUAAGCUUGAACCCAUUCGAAUGGCUGGAAAAAACAACGCUGAACAACUGGGCCAUGCUGUGGGCGAGAUCUCGCGCUACAUUGUGCCAAUGGUAAAUGGUGCGGUCGGCGCUUGUACCCAUAUCGUGCACACCAACCAACAAAUGAGUCUGAUCAAUCAAACUAAGUCAGUAGUAGAGAGUGCUGUAACCCUAGUGCAAGCGGCCAAAGAUUCCGCCGGAAAUCCACGAUCCACGCACGCUCAUACUCAUUUGGACGAGUCCGUUGAUUACACACGGCAGGCUAUGCAGGAACUCACUGAAACAGUCGAAAAGAUCAACGCUGAAAUGGGUGUUGUAACGGGGCUGAUGGAGCAAGUGAAUCGUGCCAUUACACGUUUGACCGACAAGCGCCAAUCACUUCUUAACGCCUCUUACUCGGACUCAUUUGUGGAUUACCAAACACGCAUGGUGCAGUCGGCGAAGGAAAUUGCUCGUCUAGCUAAUGAGAUGAACGCCAAAGCUACUAUCGAGCCACAGCUGUUACCGCAACUUGCCCUAGAAAUGACACAGCAGUACACACAACUGACUCAGGAUUCGGUAGGUGCAUCUACCACAACAUCUACUCCGGAUGUAGCCAUGCGUAUACGAUCGACUGUGGUGGAUUUGGGUCGCUCGGUAAGCUCAAUGAUACAGUCAGGUGCUGCCGGAGCCCGUCCCAAUGAUACAUCGGCCCAGAAUGAAAUCGCACGUAAUGCACGCGAUGUCUCGGAGAAGGUGGCACAAGUUUUAGCUGCGCUGCAGGCCGGAUCGCGCGGAACACAAGCUUGUAUCAAUGCCGCACAUACAGUGUCGGGCAUUAUUGGUGACCUUGAUACGACUAUAAUGUUUGCCACGGCCGGCACUUUGCAUUCAGAUGGCGAUGGCACAUUUGCUGACCAUCGCGAACACAUUUUGCAGACCGCUAAGGCUCUUGUAGAAGACACGAAAGUGCUAGUAACAGGCGCAGCUGGCACACAGGACGAGUUGGCUAACGCAGCUCAAAAUGCCGUCUCUACCAUACUUCAACUUGCGGAAGCCGUUAAAAGAGGUGCAUGUAGCCUCGGCUCUACACAACCGGAUUCGCAAGUCAUGGUUAUCAAUGCAGUGAAAGAUGUAGCUUCCGCUUUGGGCGACCUGAUCAAUGCCACCAAAUUGGCUUCUGGCAAACCCAUACAUGAUCCUUCGAUGCAAGAUUUGAAGGAGAGUGCCAGGACGCUUAAAGAAAUGUGCACAUCUGCUGCCGCAGUUGCUGGUACUAACAUGAAUGGCCAGCGCCAUCUACAUCGCCAGUCACACAUAAGUUAUGGAAUCCUUAGCUCUUAGACCACCACCACGCCAAGCCAAGCAACAAGCAAGAAACCGUUAUAGCGCAGUGGCUCCCUGUGCACGAUUCUUGCUGCUAAACACAUCCGCGACGAAUUCAUCUCACACUCCGCCAUCUGUAGCACCAUCAGCCAAUGAAUUAAAAACAAACAGCUGCUGCUGCCACAAGCGCCUGCUCUUAUAUUGUUUUGAUAUUUUGGAAAAUAUAUUUAAUACUAGUCGACCGACAAGCACCGCAAAAUCAAAAUUUAAUGCCUAAAAUGAAGCAACUGGAGAUACUAAAAAUAUUUGGGCAUAAACUUAAAAAUUACUAAUAACGAUUUUUAUACCAUCAUCCCUAUUUCGGCUUUGUAAGAAUUUGCGGAUGCUGUUGAACUCGACUUGCUUUACGUUUUGGUAGGAUUUUUUUUUUUUUUUUUUGUUUUUUCUUGCUAGAUUGUCUCAGCUUUAUUGCACACAAAAGUAGAUGGCACAAUAAUCUGUAUGUAGAAUUGCUAUUCGUAGACCGGGGAAAAACUAAAUUAUGCAGACUGUAGCACAAAACUAUUCUACUUAGCUUUUAUUGGUUGUUGUUAUUGUAACCUUUUUGAAAAUACCAAAAAACACUUGGAAAAAGUUUCUAUCAGCUUUGAAUGUCCUAAAGAGCAGUGCUUGAAAUAUAUCGGAGAAAGGCCUGUAAGGCCUACGCACCAGUUACUUUUGCUUGAAUACACCGGAGUAGCUGAAAGAGGUCUACAUGAAAUAUUUCUGGCACAAACCGAACCAGGUUGGAUGAUGAAAAUCAGAAAAUUAACUCAAGGAAUGCAUUUUGCUGAGUAUCAAAUAAUUUUGCACAGGGAUCGAAGAGAAUAGUUAUUUUCGAAAUUUAAUUCGUAAAAGUCAGUCGAAAAGAAUUUGUCUAUUUAACAUUGGUAUAUAGCAGAGGUCGGCAAAGCUACGCUGGUAAUUUUCUUAAACUACAGUGGACAUAUGGAUAUAUGUAUGAAUAAAAUUAUUAAAAAAAAAAUUAAUAAAUUAUUAUUAUAAAAAAAAUUGGCACACAUCUAUUAAAGAAACGCGUGAAUAUAAUUCCAGUAGACAUUACAAUAUUUUUCAUAGGCAUUUGACAAUUUUCAGGGUUUGCGGAGGGGUAAUUUGUUUACUGGAAAAAAAGAAACUAUUGGAAACUAUUUUUUUUUAAUUUUGAGCAUAGUUUCGAAGACAUUAAGGAAAUUCAAAAUUGCUUUGAACUCUUUAAUCACCUCUUUACUUGGGAUGAGAACAGCUAAGAUUUUGAAGUUCAUCCAGAAAUAAUAAUCCUACGAAGCGAGUUAAAUUUUUAUAGUAGAAGCGAUAUAAUUGAGUUAUGCAGAAUUUUGGAUAACAGUUUGUAUCCUUAACUCAAAGAAUUUUCUUUUAAGAUGUUAUCACUUUUUACUUCCAUUUACUUUUGCGAACAAAUUUUUUCUGAUUUAAAAUUUAUGUGUUCCAAUCUAAAUCUAAUUAAAAACAGGUCAUUUAAAAAAUAUACUUCUAACCAGAAACUGUUUCAAAAGUAUUAUAUUAAUAAUCAUUAAACCACUAUUUUUUAAUAAACAAGGGUUUUCAUUGUUGACACAUUUGGUGUUUAAAUUUUACUCUUUUCACCACUGAAGUGCAGUGCGUUUACUCUGUGCUUGCCAACACACUCGCAGAGUCAAUUUUGCCGACCUCUGGUAGCCAAGGUUAUUAAUCCUAUAUGGUUUAAAUUUUUUUGAUUUUUUUCCAAAAAGUCAGCUACUAGCCAUUCUUUUUGGGCCGAUAUGUUCUUAAUCAAAAAUAACAGUUAAUUUGACUUUUAUUUCUUCCGCCUUGAAUCUUCGGUUAAAUCCUAAAAUCUAACUUUUUUAGUUUUGAUAUUUAAGGUUUUUCUUCUGGCGUCCCUGUGCAUUUUCCCCAUAUAAGGAAUGAUCGACAUUUUUUUACAUAUAUGGAAGAAGAAGACACCAAAAAUAAUUGUUACAAUUCAAUAAGCAUCAAAUAAUUGUAAAUUGUCGAAGCUUGUCAACAAGUCCCGUUGUUAGAGUUAUUUAGCGCACUGUAUCUAUAACAGCGUUGAAAAUGCUAGAGUUGUAAACUUUUUUAAAUUCUUUAAAGUAAUUUCGCUAUAAAUGGACAUGUUCUACAAACGUUCCUACCCGAAGUGGUUAUUCUUUUCAAACAACGUAAAGAAUAUGACACUUAGACCGAUUAUUUGAAGGAGUAGAAGUUGCUUAAAUUAAAGUACGUAGAGUACUUAGGAAACCUUAGGCGAUCUAUCUCAGGUUAUUACUCUUUGUAUAAAUUUAUUUAGUUUGAAGCAAUUAAUUAGCUACCAUGCAUCAUUAAGAUGAAUACACAUAUCUUUAUGUACCUAUAUCUGUGGACUUCUGACAAAACGAGAUAUUUCCCUGAAGUAGUUUUUUGUUCUAAGCUUAAUAAAUCCUGAUCGUUCAUAUACAAAUUUAAUAUUUUAAUUGAAAUUUCAUUGGCAUUGGCUUUUAAGCCACAGCUGUGAAUGACUUUAGUUUAAAUAUUUCACUAAAACCCAGCUAUGUAUCAGGUGUUUUCUUAGCUGCAUGAGAACUAUCGAUAUCGGUUCUGCAACAGUUGAGAAUGCUGAACUGUGUUGACAUUUCGGUUCAGUAAGGUUUGAUAAGUCCUCAUGAAUCGUUUAACGCCAGAACAACGCCUCCAAAUUGUGGAAAUUUAUUAAAAAAAAAAAAAAUCUGUUGGCAAAGUGUUGUGAUGUCGUAGUCGCUCUAGAUUUCGCGAAGUGUUGAAGAAGACGUCGAAAUGUCGAUUCGUUGUCGUUCUCAACUUGUUGGCCUUUGUCUUUCGGCUACGUGGAAAACUUUACGUAAGGAGCUUGACUUACGUGCCUAUAAAAUACAGCCAGUGCAACAAUUGACACCAAGUAACCAUCGUUGCAUCGCAUUUUUGCUGAUUGGGCACAUUUAGAUUUAUUAUUCAGAUUUAUUUAUAAUUCAAAGGUUGUCAAAAAUCUGGCUGAUCGAAAUGAAAUUUAAAGAAAUAAAGAUAAAGAUCGAAUUGUAACUCGGAGCCGCGACGGAAAUAUGCUGUAUAUCAUAUUCAAAAAAUAAAUGCCAUGAAAUUAUUUACCAGAUUAUAAAAAAAAUAUCAUCCGACAAUAUUUCUGCUUUGUUUGAUCACCCGAUAUACAUAUAUGAAAGUGAUUCAUAGCUAGGAAAUGCAAAGUCGGUGUAAGUUGUGUCAUAUGUCCACAGAUAUGUAGGUAUGUAAAUUAUUUUAGUAACUACUCAAAAUUUGACAGUCUAGCAGCCUUGCCCUUAACAAUAAAAUCGAUAGUUGUUCUCUCAAAAUUAAUUACAACCAAUGAGCGAUAAGUGCAAAAAAGAUACCGACUUUCCCGAUGAAGUCAUCAAAUCGCGUACUGCAGCAUCUGCAAUUUCAAGUUCAUUCUGCUAAGUUUUGUAUUGUGAAAAUCAUAUAGGCAUUAUGUCAUACAUUUCAGCCUAACAUAAAAACUUGUUUUUGUAUUAAACACUAAACUCAAUAAAGAAAUUUUAACUAUCAUUUAGAUCAUAAAUAAAUGGAUAUCUCUCCGAUGUAUUCGAAAUAU